CGUACAUUAUACAAACGGGACACUAGCAGCUAGCAACUAGCAACUCGUCAAAGUGUAAAGUGACGAUUUCUGCUGCAAUUCUCUCUCGGUCCCGACAGUGAACAGACAGGCAACGCUCCGCCAUUCCGCGAUAACAAUAACGCCCCCGGCUGACUUGCCUUUGGCCGAGGCUCGUCGAUCAUGCACAAACUCAAGAAGAGGAGACCGUCCGUGCCAGAUAGUCAGAGGCCAUCGCAAACUCCUGGCAGUAACAGUAGUCCACCACAACUACGAGUGGAUCGAAUUCCAUUGAAACUGAACGAUGUCGCGAUAUCGAGAGGGGAUUUCCGUGGAUCGACCAUUAUCGCCGGCUUGUCGAAUCGUUUCUCUGUACUCAAGAUGCCGGAGCAAGAUUCGAACCCGUUCUCCUCAGCAGGUCCGGUGCCGCCUCUACCGCCAGGCGCAUUCACGUUGGACGACAUGAAGAAACGGUUCGCCCAACAGCGAACGACAUACGAGACCGGAGAUUAUCUGACGGAACAGGAGGAAGCGGCGGUGCUUGCGGAUCUAGAGGAGAAUAUCAGGAUGCAACAACAAUCGUCUCAGGCAUCGCUUGAGCGCUUUCAAUCGUUGGAAUCCGACGAGGCUCCUGCCAGUUCGGCAUCGCCGCCCCUCUCCUACCGUCCUGCAGGUCGCGGUUACGGCUUUGGUUCCUCUGACGCGAUGAGGGAAGCCGAGGUGAUGCGGAACGCAAAAGAGACCGUUCGAAAUAGACAGCAGCAGUCGCCCCUAUCACCACGAAGACAGAUAGGCGAGCCUGUUGCCGACAGGUUCGAGGGUCAUGAUCCUGCUGGUGGCGGUUCACGGAGCACAUCCACACGGGCACCGCCCUCUGGAGGGCAUACGAGGGAUAAUUCUAGCAGCAGCCUGCACGAGCGCAAGUCGGUCUUGGAGACCAUGUCGCCUGCGGCUCAACAGCGCAUUUCAAGGGCAAUCCUGCAAGUCGAGGCCGACAUGCUCAACACGGCGAGCUUCUCGGCGGAAAACCGAAAUUUGCCAAGUAACAUGUCCACGGCUCGCCUUCCUACGACAACACCGACAAAGAGGGUGGGAAACGACAGGCGAAACGUCUCUAUCAGCCGAUCACCAGCCUUUCAUGACCGGUUAGCAGACGCAGUUGCGGAAGAGGAGAUCCUCGUUGACAAGGCAGGGAUGGGUGGAGCUGUCACAGCGACGUCAAAUGACGAUGACGGGCCUACCCAACAAGCUGGUUCCAUCGAUGUUUUCACUGUGGAUAACAAUGCUGCCGCGGGUUCAACAAAAUCCUUUGCAAAGCUUCAUCGGCCAGAGCCACUUGCUCUUGGCAAGCCGAUUACCCUUGGGAGGCCGAUCACCCUUUCCGCUAACGAGGGACCUAAAGCAAAUCGUUCAGAAACAAGUCAGGCAAACCAGGACGCCACGCAGCUGCUCAGUCCAGAUUUGUAUAGUCGGCAGCACGCCAGGCACAACGACGGUCCCACAACAGCCGCGUCGAUCUUGACCGACGGCACCGGCAGCUACGUCGCUGAGACGCCUCCUGAGACGGCACUACACAGUCAACAGUCUUUGGCUGUGCCAGGACAGGACUCUUUGCCUAGUCCUCAUAGUCCGCAAGAUUACGCCUUCGAUAUAGCGGGUUACUACGGCGGUGAGCAAGAGUCGAACGGGUACGACGAUACCCAUGGGACAACACACACCGAGCGCGAGCCUAUAAACCUGGGAAGCCCGGCCAGGUCAGUAUAUUCAAGCGAUUAUCAACCAUCCGCAGAUGAUCCUGCCUCUUUUGCAGAGGAUACAUAUGCUCAUGAGCUCCAGAGCGAUGCUUCGCGGCGCGUGAACGAGGCCGAACUGGGCUUAUCUCUCGAUGACUUCAAGCGUAUGCAGGAAAAACUCAACGAAGCCGCUAGAAACUCACAGCGAGACUUGGCCACGGUAUCAGGGCAGGAGGGCGCCCCCGGUCCAUCCGCUUCGCGAAACAUGUCUCCGGUCGCUUCGCACAGUGGUCAGGCUCAACAGGACGUUGCUGUCCACACCAGCCACGCGGAGGGGUCCAUUAUGAAACCGGCCAUGUCACCAGAUAUCGAUCGAAGCUCAGAAACCCGUCCGGACCAAAAGCAUUAUGGAGAGCCGACUGACCAUCAUUCCUUCAGCUCGCCACCACCUGGAAGGUCGAUCAACGAAUCACCUGUAACUUUGGCAUCCCCCAUCGCAUCUAGUGGUCCUUACUCACCGCAGCGUUUCGGAAAUGCGGCUCCUUCAGUUGAGGCUGACGAUCGAGAAGGAGCCAAAUCUCGUUUGGCUCAAGCCUUGUUCGGACCGACCGAGGCUUUGGGAGGUCCCCCCUCCCCUGUUGGACCCACUCACACCCAUCGACGCAUGGAGUCUACCAGCAGUGCCCGCUCGUAUCGGAUAGACGAGGAUCCUGAUGUACGACGCGACUUCGAGGCGAGAAUCGCACAGGCGACGGCUGCUCUGCAAAAGACGCCGUCGGUGCGACUCUCCCGGAAGAAUACUCGUAACAAGGCCAUCAAAAUCGGAUCGCCUACCCUGUUGCAAACAUCCGCUACUCUGCAAGUCUCGCCCUUGACGUCGCCACAGAUGGGACAAGGAGGAUUCUCGCCAACUGGCAACUCCGUCGUGCGUGGCAUUCACCAACGGUCUGGCCACGGCAAGUCGGCAUCGACGUCUAGCCUGUCCCAAGUACAGCCCGCGCCGCCAUCACCGAAGACCGGAUCGUCGGCUUCGUCCGGAUUGAAGGGUCUUCUAGCCAAGAUGAAACGAAAGCCAUCACAAAAGCGCGCAAUAAAGGAACCGCCCGCCGCGGCUGCUGCUACUGCGCCCCAACGCUCUGCAGCUCCCCCCAUUCCCGCUGCGGGUGUCCAAAUUCCUCCCGAUAUGACGGCAGAUGCGCGCAAAGCAAGACGUUCCAUCGUUCGCCGAACUAUCGUUGUGCCUACAAACCUGCCGCCUCCUGUACCCAGUUCAAGCCUCAACGCUUUGCAGAAUGAGAUGGACCGGAAUCAAGCCCCUAUUGAACCCAGCCGCCGACCGAGCGUCAAAAGGAAACCAGUGCAUCGUACGAGCGAGGACAAGGCGUUGGAGCAGGAACUACUGGCGCCCCCGGUUGUUCAACGAGUCGCUAGUCUAGGGUCUAAACGGUCUGUGGAAUCCGGUCGCGACAGUUUGUAUGAGCUGUAUGGUGAAAGCGAAGACCAAUCGCAACUCCCUGGCCAGUCUUCAUCUCAAGGUAACCGAGCCACGCUCGUCAAGCCCACGCAGGUCCUUGAAAUCCGAGAGAUGAGCGAUGGCGAAGUCACGUGGGGUCUGGUCGACGGAGUCGACGAAGGGUCGGAGGACACUGCUGUGUGGCGCCCUCAAAGCCGAAUAGCGAGUCAAUAUGGAGACAGUCUGAUCGAGCAAUCCAGUACAUCGUCAUAUCGGAAACCCAGCAUGGCUUCCAACAAUUUCGACCUGGAUGAAGACGAUGCAGCUUGGUCGGUCGCUGAGCGCGAAUUGCUGGAGUCUCCGGUAGAACGGCCAAAGACCAAGGUCUUUUACUCGUCCUCCGCAAACAUUCAAGAUCUCCUGGCUGAUCUGUCAACCCAGAACGCCGAUGGCCACUUUAGGAUCCUUCCUCAAAACAUCGAAGUGAACGAUGAGGAACGCGAUCAAGCAAAACAACUUGAUUCCGGCCGGUCAGGUCAAGAUCUGGAUUCCAGGCUACAGGCUCUUGUCCAGAAACUGCAGGCUACCAGGUGAAAUGUGACGUGCAUGUAAAGUCGCUUCGACUGUAAGGAAAAUUUGGUGGAACUGCCGCCCACGACCAGCGACGAUAUUUGAAAUGACUGAACGAUUGUAACUGGUUUGGGAAUGAAUAAUGCGAAGU
Messenger RNA from Filobasidium floriforme, 3904 nucleotides. RefSeq lists its product as uncharacterized. The transcript has 4 exons. The record is from RefSeq and is a predicted model, not a curated record. Bases 181 to 3777 code for a protein of 1198 amino acids. NCBI's taxonomy places the organism in Eukaryota, Fungi, Basidiomycota, Tremellomycetes, Filobasidiales, Filobasidiaceae.